GGUGGACUCGGCUCGAUUCUGGAGAUACAGACACUCGGUGCGUUUGCGAAGAUGUCCUGUGCGUCGGAGCACGAGCGUGAAAGUUCCGUGGCGCUGCCAUACUUUUUGUCGGUGUUUGCCAGUCUUGGUCCACUGUGGAUGGUGGUGGGUAACGCGUUGAUUACCGUGGUGUUUGGAUGCGUGCAUUACGGACUGACAGUGGCAUUUGAGCGGUGGCGAGGUGUGGAGACGAUGAGCGCGCGGGCGGCGAUGCGUUUCCCAAGCCUGACGUACCUCGUGGCGUACCUAAUGCACCUUGGUAUCUUUGUGGGCUCUAUCUUCAUGCUGGCAAUGCCUGAUGCGCAUCCACAGCACUACGUUAUCGGGGUGAUUGGCGUGCUGUAUGGUGUGGCCUUUCCUGUCGCCACCUGCUACUUCAUUGCGCACUACACCGGUGCGAGCUUCACAAAGUACUGGCAGUUCUCGAAGAAACCGAUUCACGAGCGAUGGCUGUAUCCCGUUGGGUACUGGUGUCCGCCGGCGCAGGUGCAGAUGUUUGGGAGCAUUUUUACAAGCAUGAAGGGCAGUUAUGUGUACUGGUGUGUGUUCCGAUUGGUGGUGCUCUGCGUUGUGGGAGUGAUUGCUGCUGUGCAGCCGCCGGUGGACAGGUGUCACAUUCCGUACUUCUGCAUGGCGGCGGUGCUGCUUGUGGGUGCGGCAGUAUUGACCUUUACGAACAUGAUGCGCUCUGCGUUCCUGACGGUGAUGCACACGGUGAGUUUCGUGCUUCUGGCGGUGCUCUGCGUGAUCAACGCGGCAAACUACGUCUCGCCUAACGACGGUGGUGUGAGGGCUUACGCGGCGAUUGUGCUGCUGCUGAUGUUCGUGCUGCUCGGGAUUGCGGUGUACAGCGGUGUGAUGUGGUACGUGGAGACCCACUACUGGCAGGAGCUGCGCGAGCCACGGCGGGGUGCGCUGGAGGCGAUGCUGAACGCCGAUGCGGAGAGCGACAGCGACGGGCAGGGAUAUGGCGACGGCGCGUCAUCGCAGGCCUUCAGCAAGACCGACGCGUCGUCGUACCGCCCGCCCGCCCCGCCGCGGCGCGAGACCGCUAGUGACUACGCGGCCGCCCCGUCGAACCCGCUGCCCGCCGUCCCGCAUGCCCCGUCUCCCGCUGCCGACCCCACAGCCGACGCCCUCCGCAUGUUGGACGCCGCGUCAAGUGCAAGCGGCGGCGGCAGUGUCGACCACGGGCUACUCUAA
Messenger RNA from Trypanosoma theileri, 1242 nucleotides. Its product is annotated as dispersed protein family protein 1 (DGF-1). The record is from RefSeq and is a predicted model, not a curated record. The annotation marks the transcript as partial. NCBI's taxonomy places the organism in Eukaryota, Euglenozoa, Kinetoplastea, Trypanosomatida, Trypanosomatidae. The transcript has a single exon.